CAGCGGCGGCCAAAGUGUGGUUCCUCGGAGCAGUUCGGAUGGUUAGUUGACGACCAGGUGUCAGAGGAUUCACCUUACACCUCUUCCCACACUGGGCGCCCUGGCCGUCGCAACAUGGGCCGCAUUUGGAAAUCGGCUUUGCUAAUCAGGAGUCGCAGUUUGCGACAUUCCUCGACCACCUCCCCAACUAUACUUGGUGACUGUGCCGUCGAGAGCUCCGUGGACGGGCAGGUGGGGCAGGUCAGGCCCAGGCCUUAUCAAGACAUUCCCGGCCCCCCGGGCCUCCCAGUCAUCGGAAACACCUGGCGCUUCCUACCUAUCAUCGGGCAAUACCGCCUGGGAGAGCUGGACCGAGCCAUGCAGGACCUCCACCAGCGGUACGGCCGGCUGGCCAGGCUCGGCGGGCUGCUGGGCCACCCGGACCUGCUGUUCGUCUUCGACCCGGACCUCAUCGAGCAGGUGUUCCGGGCCGAGGACGAGGACGCGCUGCCCUGCCGACCGGCCAUGCCCUCCAUCCACUACUACAAGAGGACGCUGCGGGGCGACUUCUUCGGCGAGAUGCCGGGGGUGAUCGGCAUUCACGGGGAGAUGUGGAAGUCCUUUCGCUCUCGAGUUAACAAGGUAAUGCUCGCUGCCGAUGCCGCGAAAAACUUCACUGCGGAGCUGGAUGCGGUGGCCACGGACUUCAUCGCCAGACUCGGCACAAUGCGGGAUGAGAAGAAUGAACUUCCUGAUGACUUCAUCAACGAGCUUUAUAGGUGGAGCUUGGAGUCGCUGGGAGUGGCAGCCUUGGGCACGAGGCUAGGCUGCCUACGAGUUCGCGACCCGCACCAGCGUCUGGACCAGGCGGGCACGGAGCGGCUACUGGCCGCCGUCAGGACCUUCUUCGAGACCGUGGCGGUGGUGGAGCUCAGGAAGCCCUACUCGAGGUGGCUCCGCACCCGUGACUGGCGGAGAUACGUGGCCGCCCUGGACGUGUUCAGAGAGGAGUGCAUGCGGCACGUCGAGGGCGCGGCGGUCGGCGCUGGGCGGAGCACGGAUGGCGGCGGGCAGCGCGCACUCCUGCGGCAGGUCCUGGAACGCACUGGUGACCCCCGCCUCACCGCCGUCCUGGCCAUGGAUCUGAUGCUCGUGGGCCUCGACACGUCAUCUGUGUCGACGGCGACCUCCCUGUACCUUCUGGCGCGCAACCAGCCCGCUCAGGACAGAGUGUUUCAAGAGGUCAGCCGCCUGCUGCCAGGCCUGGACUCCGCGCUGGACACGGCCGCGACCGACAAGAUGCACUACCUGAGGGCGUGCGUGCGGGAGGCCCUGAGGAUGUUCCCAGUGAUCAUCGGCAACGGCAGAUGCCUUACCAAGGACACCGUCAUCGGCGGCCACCUGGUCCCACGCGGGGUGCACGUCAUCUUCCCGCACCUGGUCACCGGCAACGACGCGGCCAACGGUUUCCCCGACCCGCACCUCUUCCUCCCCGAGCGCUGGCUUCACGUCGGCCGGCCCGGCGCGGUGGGGUGCGCGGCGGCGGCGGCGAGCGGCCGGGCCCAGCACGCCUUCGCGGCGCUGCCCUUCGGCUUCGGGCGGCGGAUGUGUCUCGGACGGCGGCUGGCCGAGCAUCAGCUGCUCAUCCUGCUCGCGAGAAUUGUGCGCCGAUACCGUGUCGAGUACCAUUACGACGACUUCCAGUACGAGAUCACGCCCGUCUACGCGCCCAAGAACCCGCUUAAAUUUCGCCUCGUUGAAAGGAGCCACAGUGUCAAUUAUAAAUAA
Frankliniella occidentalis (western flower thrips) is the source of this 1767-nucleotide messenger RNA. RefSeq names its product probable cytochrome P450 49a1. The coding region runs from base 115 to 1767 and encodes 550 amino acids. Gene Ontology annotation, molecular function: monooxygenase activity; heme binding; oxidoreductase activity, acting on paired donors, with incorporation or reduction of molecular oxygen. The record is from RefSeq and is a predicted model, not a curated record. The transcript has 12 exons. Lineage: Eukaryota; Metazoa; Arthropoda; Insecta; Thysanoptera; Thripidae.